This is a messenger RNA of Stegastes partitus (bicolor damselfish), 3710 nucleotides long. RefSeq names its product calcium channel, voltage-dependent, alpha 2/delta subunit 2a (gene cacna2d2a). The record is from RefSeq and is a predicted model, not a curated record. NCBI's taxonomy places the organism in Eukaryota, Metazoa, Chordata, Actinopteri, Pomacentridae. The transcript has 39 exons. The coding region runs from base 343 to 3678 and encodes 1111 amino acids. Gene Ontology annotation, molecular function: voltage-gated calcium channel activity. Gene Ontology annotation, cellular component: voltage-gated calcium channel complex.
GGGAGAGAGAAGGAGCAAAUGUGCGCGGCGGCGGAGAGGGAGGGAGGACAGCGAGUGCGCAAACAGGCAUCCAGGCACAUCAGCAGCAGCAGCGGCGGCGGCGGCGGCAGAGCAUCUUCCUGAUCCUCAUCUCUCCGCGUCUUCAGCUGCCAGUUCUUCCGUGUGCGUCUCCCGGUUGACAUUUCCCCACUGCCGGGCUCCGGUGUCCAGAAGCCUCCGCCGAACCAUCACCUCCCACCACAACACUUUCUCCGGAGCUCGGUUAUUCUUAGCUCAGCUGCGAGCGACUGUCCUUCCGGUCCUUCUUUUAUUUAUCCCAGUUUCUUGAAUAUUUAAUGGAAAAUGGCGAUCUGCGCGCCGUCCUACGGUUUCUUCUGCCUGCUCACAAUCCAAACUGUACUUAUCAUUUGCGUUUCCACGCCGACAGCCGGGACCCACCUCUUCCCCCAGCACUACACGAUGAUUCACUGGGCCGGACGCAUCGAGAAGGAGCUGGAAAAGGUUCUGCAGCACGUCACUGGGACUCAGCAGAUGAGAUCGAUUUAUAACGAGAAGAAGAGCCAGUUUGAAAUCAAGAGGAACAACCCCAAGGACUUGGUGGAGAGGGUGGCGCGGGACAUCUCCAAGCUGCUGAUCAGCAAGAGGAAAGCCCUGCAGAAACUGGCCAAGGAGGCGGAGCUGCUGCAGAAGGAGCACGUAUGGCAGGACGGUGUGACGGAGAAUGCCAUUUCAUACUACGAUUCCAAAGCGGAUUCAGACUAUACGGAGGACGGGGAAGAGGAGAACCCACUGGAGAUGUCGACCUCUCUGGAGCUGGAGUUUGUGGACGAUCCCAAUUUCAAGAACAAGGUCAACUACUCGUCCAGCGCCGUCCAGAUUCCCACCGACAUAUACAAAGGCUCCCCCGUCAUCCUCAACGAGCUGAACUGGACCCAGGCGCUGGAGAGGGUCUUCAUUGAGAACCGUCGGGAGGACAGCUCUCUGCGCUGGCAGGUGUUUGGCAGUGCCACAGGAGUGACUCGGUACUACCCAGCCACUCCGUGGAGGGCGCCCAACAAGAUUGACUUGUACGACGUCCGCAGAAGGCCGUGGUAUAUCCAAGGUGCAUCGUCUCCAAAGGACAUGGUCAUCAUUGUGGAUGUGAGUGGAAGUGUCAGCGGACUCACCCUGAAGCUCAUGAAGACCUCGGUGGUGGAGAUGCUGGACACGCUGUCGGACGACGACUACGUCAACGUGGCCAGGUUCAACGAAAAGGCCGACGCUGUUGUUCCCUGCUUCAGGACUUUGGUUCAAGCCAACGUUCGCAACAAGAAGAUCUUCAAAGAGGCCGUCAUGCAUAUGCAAGCCAAAGGAACCACGGAUUACAAGUCUGGCUUCACGUUCGCCUUUGAACAGCUUUUAAACGAGACCAGUGCCCCCAGGGCCAACUGCAACAAGAUGAUAAUGAUGUUUACAGAUGGCGGGGAGGAUCGCGCUCAGGAGAUCUUUGAGAAGUACAACUGGCCCAACAAAACAGUUCGUGUUUUCACCUUCUCCGUUGGCCAGCACAACUACGACGUCACACCUUUGCAGUGGAUAGCGUGCGCCAACAAAGGUUACUACUUUGAAAUUCCAUCCAUCGGCGCCAUCAGAAUCAACACCCAGGAGUACCUGGAUGUUCUGGGCCGUCCCAUGGUGCUGGCCGGAAACAAGGCCAAGCAGGUGCAGUGGACCAACGUCUACCAGGACGCGCUGGGUCUGGGCCUCGUCAUCACCGGGACGAUGCCGGUCUUCAACCUCACUGCUGAUGUCGUCAGCGUUAAGAACCAGCUCAUCCUGGGAGUGAUGGGAGUCGAUAUCGCAAUCAACGAAAUCAAGAGGAAGACGCCGACGUACAGACUCGGAGCUAACGGCUACACCUUCGCCAUCGAUCCGAACGGUUACGUCCUGCUGCACCCCAACCUGCGACCCAAGAUCAUUAACUUCAGGGAGCCCGUCACUCUGGACUUCCUGGAUGCAGAACUGGAGGACAGCAACAAGGAGGAGAUCCGUCGACAGAUGAUUAAUGGCAAAUCAGGGCAAAAGAAAAUCAAGACGCUCAUUAAGUCGGUUGAUGAGCGCUACAUCGACGAGGCCAUGCGGACGUACACGUGGACGCCGGUGGAGGGCACAGACUACAGUCUAGGCUUGGUACUGCCCACAUAUAGCGAGAACCACAUCAAGGCCAACCUCAGCGACCAGAUCCUCCAGGUGCAGUUGCCAUACACCAAGGAUUUUGAAUCACUGCUGCCAAACAGUUUUGAGUCUGAAGGACAUGUGUUCAUUGCUCCCAGGGAGUACUGCAAUGAUCUGGAACUGUCCAACAACAACACGGAGUUCCUGCUCAACUUCAUCGCUCUGAUGGAGAAGGUGACGCCAGACUCCAAACAAUGUGACAAUUUGCUCCUUCACAACCUCAUCCUGGACACCGGCAUCAUCCGGCAGCUGGUGGAGAAAGUGUGGAAGAAUAAAGACUUGAACACAUACGGCUUCCUGGCCGUGUUUGCGGCGACAGAUGGAGGCAUAACGAGAGUGUUUCCGAACAAGGCUGCAGAAAGCUGGGAAGAGGACCCUGAGCCGUUUAAUGCCAGCUAUUACCGCCGCAGCCUCGACAACAAGGGCUACAUCUUCCGAGCGCCUUAUCGAACGGUCAGGGACGAGCUGCUGAACCCAGAAAAUGACACCAUAGGUAUUCUGGUCAGCACGGCGCUGGAGAUGACAAUAGGAGGGAAGACCAUCAAACCUGCAGUUGUCGGAGUGAAGCUGGACCUUGAAGCCUGGACGGAUAAGUUCAAGAUUCUCGCCAGCAACCACACAGACAACCGUCAAGGCUCCAACACGUGUGGACCAAACAGGGGCUGUGAGAUGGACUGUGAAGCCAACAGCGAUGAUCUCCUGUGUUAUUUAAUAGACGACGGCGGAUUCCUGAUCAUGUCCAACCAGAAGGACGACUGGAACAAGGUGGGCAUGUUCUUCAGCGACGUGGACCCCUACCUGAUGUACGCGCUCUACAACAACUCCUUCUACAACCGCAAGCAGUCCUUCGAUUACCAGUCGGUGUGCGAGCGGAUGCCGAGCAGCGAAGGUGGAGCGGCGCCCAGAGGAGUGUUUGUGCCCACGAUUGCAGAUUUUGUAAACCUGGCCUGGUGGACAUCAGCUGCUGCAUGGUCCUUGUUCCAGCAGUUUAUUUAUGGACUGGCUUACCGCAGUUGGUUUGUCACAGAUGAGGUGGAUGCAGAAGGAUUCGACUCCAAAGAGAGGAGCUGUGUAAUGAUCCAGACCCAGUACUACUUAAGCAACCUCAGCAGCUCCUACAACAUCCUGCAGGACUGUGGCAACUGCUCCAGGCUGAUUCAUGCCAAGAGGAUAAACAACACCAACUUGCUGUUUGUGGUGGCAGAAAAGAUGCCGUGCAACACCUGCGAGAUCGAGAAGCUCUCCCAGGAGGAGGAGGAGUUCAAGGAGGAGAAUCCGUGUGAAGAGAUGACUGUGGCGCGCUAUCGAAAAGGACCCUCCACCUGCUUCGACAAUAACAUCACUGAGAACACGUCGGACUGCGGGCGAGGUCACUCCUUCCGUCCGUCCCUCUGCACUCUGCUGCUCGUCCAGCUGCUCCUGCUUUACCCCGUCGUCAGUCCCCACCUCCACUUUCUACAAUAACUCCUGCACUUCUCCUCCUCUUUGCCCUCCUG